AUGAGUGUACCGAAGCAGAUCAGACGCGUUCCAAAUAUCACCUACGACGAGUUUCGAGGGCAGCACCUAUUGCCUAACCAGCCUCUACUCAUCGGGCCGGCCUUGAUCCAAGACUGGAACUGCUUGAAAGAUUGGAGGUCACCUCAGACCUCAUCGGACUCGAAUGCCUCACACGAACAGAGUAGCGAAUACUCUCUGCCCAACCUCUCCUUCAUGAAGAACACCUAUGGAAAAUUCAUCGUACCCGUUGACCAAGACGGAUACCGUUCUGAAAAGACACUAGGAGAGGUGAUUGAUGCUUGGGAGAACGACAGAAAAAGUGCACAGGAAGAAAAGAUGUACGUCAAGGAUUGGCAUCUGGCUCUACAACUCGAACGUCAGCAGCAGAGACCUCAAAGUAAUGGAGAAGGAGAGCAAGAAGAACAAACGACAGUGUACAUGCCAUUCUAUGUCACCCCGGAUAUAUUCGUAGACGACUGGAUGAACAG
Messenger RNA from Acaulospora colombiana, 488 nucleotides. Lineage: Eukaryota; Fungi; Glomeromycota; Glomeromycetes; Diversisporales; Acaulosporaceae. The record is from the annotation of a GenBank genome assembly.